Capronia epimyces CBS 606.96 is the source of this 2379-nucleotide messenger RNA. RefSeq lists its product as uncharacterized. The coding region runs from base 1 to 2379 and encodes 792 amino acids. Gene Ontology annotation, biological process: DNA-templated transcription; regulation of DNA-templated transcription. The transcript is spliced from 5 exons. Gene Ontology annotation, molecular function: zinc ion binding; DNA-binding transcription factor activity, RNA polymerase II-specific; DNA binding. NCBI's taxonomy places the organism in Eukaryota, Fungi, Ascomycota, Eurotiomycetes, Chaetothyriales, Herpotrichiellaceae. The record is from RefSeq and is a predicted model, not a curated record.
AUGACGGAAAGUGAGGCCCCCGUAGUCAAGCGAAAGCGCAUCGCCACGGCCUGCCGCACAUGCCAAAAGAAAAAAAUCAAAUGCGACGGCAACAAGCCGUGCAAUUACUGCAUGACCCACGACGUCGAGUGCAUCUUCCCACAGCUGCGCCAGCGCGGAGGCUCUCGCCGAGGCGCAAAGUACAUGGAUACCCUGGAGAAUCGUCUCACCACAAUGGAGUCGCUGCUCAACAGCUCGGGCUUUUUAGCAGACAAGGACGGUCGCCAUUCAGCACCGGGAGGAUCGAUGGAGACCACGAUGCCGCCCAUUCCCAGCGUGUCCAGUGGAUCCAACACGAUGCCCCCGGCCAUGACUUCGCCGGACUCCAUCGGCCACGACUUGCCCACGCUCGAAGACUCGGCCUCACAGCACAGCUUUCACCCCUCGCCGGGGAGCAGCGAGAGGAGAACGGUGAUGGACCGUGAUAUGACGGGAGACGAUAUCACCAUGUCACGAUCGGGGCCCAAGGACAUGGGCGAUUCGGUUGACCCCAGUCUCUCACAUCCACCCAGCAGGUCGGGCCGCAUUGGGUCGGCGGCCGGGUUCUCCAUCUUUUCGCCCAAGGGCGUGCAAUGGGUGAUCGAACGGACAGGGAACAAGACAUUCAAGGACGCGAUCGUGGCCGCGGCCCAGGACGAGCAUACCAUGAACCACUGGACAUCCGACACCUUCAACUGCGUCUUCACCCGGCGCAUCUUCCGGCAGCUGCCCCCGAGGGAAGAGACCAUCUCGUUGGUGGAACGGUACUUCAAGGACUUCAACAGCGUCUGCCCCUUGUUCUCGCAGCCCGCGUUCAUGGCGUUGGUGGAACGACAGUACACGGCCACCCCGUGCGACAGUGUGGGCUGGUGGGCCAGCCUGAACAUUGUGCUAGCCAUCAUCGUCAUGCUCCAGGCGCUCAACAAUGCACCGCCCGCCAUGAUGGAGAGAUCGCGCGACUACUUCCGCAAUGCCCUGGCCGUGCUCACCGAGCUGACCAUCCGAAGCACCGAUCUCCUCGGCGUGCAGGCCUUGCUAGCCAUGGCCCUGCUCAUGCAAGGCACGCCCGACCCGCGACCGGUGGCGUUCUUUGUCGCGUCCGCCAUGAGGCUCUCGCAUACCCUCGGCCUGCACAAGAGGGAAUCGCUCUAUGGCCUUGACCCCCUCGAAGCCGAACAACGGAAACGCAUCUUCUGGAUCGCCUACCGCAUCGACAAGGACAUGUGUAUCCGCUCCGGCCUGCCGUUGAUCCAAGACGAAGAUGACAUGAGCAUGGACCUCCCGAGCGAGAACCCGCCCGACGACCUGGGCAUCGUGACCCUCCCGGACGGCCAGGGGCGGCUCAACGUCUUCCGGGCCAUGGCCGAAGUCGCCACCAUCCAAGCCCGCAUUCACAAGCGGCUGUACUCAGCCAACGUGGCCAAUCAAUCGGACGAAGAGCUGAUGGCCACCAUCACCGAGCUCGACCGGCAACUGGAGGAGUGGAAAGAAAGCGUGCCGGUCGAUCUGGACCAGCCGGACUUCGAGAUCCGCACUGCCUAUACUCCCCAUGGCCUCCACCUGAUCGUCCUGCACUUUUCCUACUACAACUGCCUCCACACCAUCCAUCGCACCUCCAUCCAACACAGCUACUGGACGGGCCGCCACAACAGCUUCGACGCUGCCCCGCUGAGUCCUCAAGUCUUCCAGUCCGCCGCGCAAUGUAGCUUUUCCGCCCGAGCCUCCAUCCGCAUGUUGAAGUAUAUUCCCGUACAAGACAUGGGCUUCGUCUGGCGAGUGCUGUACUUCCCCGUGAGCGCAUUCAUCACGCUCUUCGAGAGCAUCCUCCGUACCCCGACCGACUCUCGAUCCCGCUCCGACCUGCGCCUGAUGCGCUCCCUCGUCGACUUCCUCUCCAAGCUGCGGCGGGAGGACAGCAUGGAGCUGAACCGCAUCUUCCGGGUGUGCUCUGAGUUCGAGCGGACUGCCCGAGAGGUGGUAGAAAGAACCGAGAAGGCCGGCCAGCACAUGCACGACCGAGCACGGUCCAUGCAAGAUGUCACCACAGACAGGCAGCAGUUCUCGAACGGCCACAACACCGUCCCCUUGACACCGCUGUCAGCAACCGUGACGGGGGAUCUGGGAUAUCCGUCGCCGUCAUUGUACAGCCGCGCUGCAAACCAGGCCUUCCCAUUAGGACUCGACGAUUCUCUCAAUCAAACCCAGUUUUCACAACGACUCCCCGGCUUCAUGGCCGAAAUCCAACCCAUGUUUCCCGAUGGUCUGACCAUGCCCUGGAAUGGCAAUAUGUUCCACGAUCCUUUCGGGCCAGGGCCUUUCAGCGCCAACUCCUACGGUCUCGAAGCCACCCUGGAGGAAUGA